AAGCAUUCACCCACUGUGCGCAAUUUCUGAGUCGGAGCCAAAUAGGGAAAUGUGUAGUUUCAGAAGUCAUUAUGUAGCCUUAUGUAUAAGAGAUCACGGCUCAUCAAAGUAUUUGUUCUAAUUCAACAUCCAUCAUUUCAGUGAAUGCAGGAACAUGUUUAAACAUUAUGAGGCAAGAACAACACGUCUUAAGGAUGAUCAAAAAUUAACACGCGCACUAUCAUGCUAGACGGACUGCAGAGCGUGGUGGUGGUUUGAAAUUGAAUGAGAAAUAACGCUGCGUGUAGAGUCGUAUACCUUCCCUCUGUGCAGCCUCUCCACUUAUCCAAAGGGUGCCAGUUAUUGUGCGCAUCGCGCAGCGGAUGAGAGAGAAAGUGGGAGUUCUGGAGAGGAAAGCAAUAGGGGUAACAUCAUCCCUGCUCUCCUGGGGGCUUUAACCGAUACAACAUCACUUUUGCCAGAAGCUUUAGGAAGUGUUUUAAUAAGCGCUUCUGCUCGCGCAUCGCUGGAUGUUUUUUUUUGGAAGCGUCUCUCGCACUCAUUGGUAAAGCCUAUUUUUUCACGCAGAAUUUCCAGGCAUGGAGUACACAACUGUUUCAACAGCGGAUCUCCGCGACCAACUAACCGCUGCUUUUCAUAAUUUAAACGCAACUUUUUUCGACGACCCUGUGCUGGAGAAUCCGGUGGGAAACGACACCGGCCCCGCGAGCAGUAGGGGACAGCACCAACUGAUCAUCGCAGUCUGCAUCACAGCGCUCUACUCUCUGAUCUGUGUAGUGGGGCUGCUCGGGAACAUCCUCGUUAUGUACGGUGUGGUGAGGUACACCAAGAUGAAGACGGCCACCAACAUCUACAUCUUCAACCUGGCGCUGGCGGACGCCCUGGCCACCAGCACGCUGCCCUUCCAGAGCGCCAAAUACCUCAUGAACACCUGGCCCUUCGGAGAGCUGCUCUGCAAGGCGGUGAUCGCCAUCGACUACUACAACAUGUUCACCUCCAUCUUCACCCUGACCAUGAUGAGCGUGGACCGCUAUGUGGCCGUGUGCCACCCCGUGCGUGCCCUCGACUUCCGCACGCCCGCCAAAGCCAAGCUCAUCAACGUCUGCAUCUGGAUCCUCUCCUCCGCCAUCGGAGUACCCGUCAUGGUGAUGGCCGUUACCAAGGAGACAGACACAGGCAGGACCGUGUGCACCCUGGGGUUCCCAAAGCCACAGUGGUACUGGGACACGGUGACCAAGAUCUCUGUGUUUGUCUUUGCCUUCGUGGUGCCGGUGCUGGUGAUCACCGCCUGCUACGGCCUGAUGAUAAUGCGUCUGAAGAGCGUCCGCCUGCUCUCCGGCUCCAAGGAGAAGGACCGCAACCUGCGGCGCAUCACCCGCAUGGUGCUGGUGGUGGUGGCGGCCUUCAUCAUCUGCUGGACGCCCAUCCACAUCUUCAUCAUCGUCAAGACCAUGGUGACCAUCGACCAGAAGAACCCUCUGGUGGUGGCCGUGUGGCACCUGUGCAUCGCCCUGGGCUACACCAACAGCAGCCUCAACCCCGUGCUCUACGCCUUCCUGGACGAGAACUUCAAGAGGUGCUUCCGGGACUUCUGUCUGCUCAAUCGAGCCCGCAUGGACCAGAGCAGCUUCUCAAGGGCUCGCAACACCACCCGGGAGCCCGUGUCCGUAUGCGCCCGGGCAGAGUCCAUCAAGAAGCCUGUAUGACUAGGCAUGGGCCCGGUGGGCGGCGUGCCCGGCAGCGGGAGUGUGCAGGAGGACCUGCAGACGGAGGACCUGCAGACGGAGGUCACCCAGAUCUCCACCACCGAGGUCUGAUCCUCUCGGCUGCAAUGUGUUUGAAUUUCAAUUGAUUCAUUGAAUCGAUCCAUUGUUGGAUGGUGUCAUGGAGGUCGUGGAACAUCGACCCCUGAAUGAUCUUUAUAGAUCACAUGGGGGGAGACAUAGGGAAGGUGCCUAACACGAUCUGAGUCUGUGCUCUGCUAAGGCCAGAAUCUAUAGCAGAAAAUAUAUUAACGUAGUACCUUUAAAAACCUCUUGACAGAUGGAUUGAACAACAGAGGGAACAACCUUCAUUGAAAGGCAUAGCUGACACUUUACAGUGUUUAUGUAAACAGUUUUGUUCAAGGCUGCCUUUACACCUGUGAACAAGAGCAAGGACAUGUGAAGAAAGGUUUGAAGUGCAUCUGUAAUUCAGGUUUUUGUUACGGUCCUUUAGGGUGAGCAUCAGGAACGCAGAUGCAACACAUAUGAAUCAUAGACUUCUGAUUCUUAACCCAGGAAUUGCUGUUGAUUUUUCCAUCCACAAACCCUGCCUUUAUCUGGCGUACAAUUCUAUUUUUCCUGUAAAAAAUGCUUUAUUGUUUCUGUGACAAUUUGACUUUGGUAAAAUGUGAAGUGAUACUUGUUAUUUAUUCUGUUGACUGGUGUGAUUUGACUGCUAUGGUAUAAGCUUUAUUGUAAACAGUUAUUUAUUGCUAUAUAACCAUGUAGACAUACAUAAAUAAAAUUGAUGUUGUGUAAG
Molecule: messenger RNA, 2523 nt
Organism: Gadus morhua (Atlantic cod)
Lineage: Eukaryota; Metazoa; Chordata; Actinopteri; Gadiformes; Gadidae
Gene: oprd1b
Product: opioid receptor, delta 1b
Exons: 3
Coding region: 579-1706 (375 amino acids)
Biological process (GO): G protein-coupled opioid receptor signaling pathway; neuropeptide signaling pathway
Cellular component (GO): neuron projection; plasma membrane
Molecular function (GO): neuropeptide binding; G protein-coupled enkephalin receptor activity
Source: RefSeq, a predicted model, not a curated record